GCAAAAACUCACCAAAUGGAGACCAAGAAGAGUCUGUCGCAAGCCCGUACUUGUCGGGCUACUGUCCGAUAGUAAGCCGGGGCGGGGCGGGGCGGGGCGGGACAGCUCAGUCCUUCCCGAGCCCUAUCGAAGUACCCUUGACACGCUCAUCUAUUUACAAACAUUCCCUUCAUGUAUAUACUCUGUCACCCCGCUCGCGCCCCAUAACCCCACUCCUCCCCCGUUUGCUUGUCCUCCGGCGCUCCCCACGAACCCGCCGGCGCUGCGCCACCUGAUUCUUAAUCGGCGUCGUCCCAACGUCUGGUCAUAUGCCGAAAUGAACGAAGCAAAUGAGCAAUCAGUGCCUGUGACCUUGGAUGGAUACACUCUCGCCCCAACUCCUGUCUCAGUAAGGAACCCUCAAGUAGCUGAAAGUUGGGAGUCGAGAAAGCGGAAGCUUACUUCUCCUGUUUGGGACCACUUUGUGAAGUGCACGAUUGAUGGAAUCGAGUAUGCUUUCUGUGAGCACUGCGGCGCUAAGUACAAAGCAAUAAGCAAGAAUGGGACAAGAGUCCUGCUUAAACAUAUGAAGAAAUGCUUUAAUAAACCCUUAGAGGAACCCUCUCAAACUAGUCUAAACUUCACCAGAAAGGAUGAGAAACGGAAGGAUGGGUUUGGGGAUCUUAGCUGCGAUUGGGAAUUUGAGAAAGCCCACAAAGAGGAGGAUAAUCUCCAUAGUUUCCGGUUCAAUCAGGAGGUUUCACAGCAGACUCUUGCUAAUGCUAUUGUGGUCGAUCAGUAUCCACUUUCAAUGGUAGAAUUUGUCGGGUUUCAGAACUUCUGUGCCUCUCUUCAACCCUGUUUCAAGAUGCCUUCUCGAGAUGAAAUUAAAAGAGAUAUCAGAAGCAUUCACAAUGUCAAGAAGGCGAAUGUGUAUGAGGUGCUGGAGAAGGUUCAAAGUCGUAUAGCCAUCACAUCAGAUAUCUGGACUAGUGACCAGAGGAAAGAUUACCUGUCCAUUUCUGCUCAUUACCUGGAUGAAUCAUGGAUUCUCCGAAAGUGUGACUUAAGGUUUAUUUACGUGCCUGUUCCAUGCACUACAGAAACUCUUUGGAACCACUUGACUGCAAGUUUAUCAGAAUUCAAUGUUGGCGAAAAGAUAUCUACAAUUACCAUGGCAAACUGUAGCCAUAGUGGAAUGAAAGAUCUCGACUUGAAAAUGAUUGAGGGUGAACUUCUGCUUGAUGGGAAGUUUGUUCAUAUGCAAUGUGGGGCCCAUAUCAUCAGUCUUCUUGCACAAGAUUGCCUGUCUCUGGUCGAGAAAGUGACAGAAAAGAUCCGCGAGACAGUUGGCUUUUGGACUGCAAGUCCUUCCCGAGAGGAAGUCUUUGCUGAGGUGGCAUCUCAAUUAAGAAUCCCACACAUAAAGAAGAAGCUGUGUAUUGAUGAUACGACUCAAUGGCACUCUACUUAUUCAAUGCUUGAAGCUUCGAUAACUUAUAAGGAAAUGUUCACAAGAUUGAAGGACAUCAACAGUUUAUAUACAAUCGUGCCCUCUGAGGAAGAGUGGGAUUUAGUGAGUGAUAUCUGCAAAAAGCUGAAACUGUUAUACGGUUUUGCUGAAUUAUAUCGGGGUCCAAAACAUGUGACUUCAAACAAUUAUUUCCCGAUGAUGUGUUUUGUGAGGGAGGGGAUUGCUAAAUGGGUCACAUCUUCGAACGAGACCAUUAGUCGGAUGGCCUGGAAUAUGUUUAGGAAAUUGGAGGAAUACUGGAACUCUGUACACAUCGUUCUAGCUAUAGCAGCGGUUCUGGACCCGAGGUACAAGUUAUGUUUGGUGGAAUACUUCUUUAUGAUUAUAUACGGGACUAAGAGUUCUCCUGAAGUUGAACGCGUUCGUAAAGCUUGUUACCAGCUGUUUCACAAGUACCGACUGAGGUUCAGAAUGAAUUCUGAACCUGUAUUUCCGUCACAUUGUGAGGAGACAGAUGGCAGCUUUCAGGGUUCAGGAGAUUCUCUCGACGGGUAUGAUCAGUUCAUAAAGAGUGAAACCUAUGAUAAGCGCCCACGGUGGUCGGAGUUGAGCCAGUAUUUGGCAGAGCCACUUCUCCCACGGACUCGGGAUUUCGACGUACUGGGUUGGUGGAUGGAGAACGGGGAUAAGUACCCCAUCUUGCAGUUGAUUGCUCGAGAUUUUCUGGCUAUUCCCAUAUCCUGUACCACAUCGGAUCCUGCUUUUAGUGCACUAGGGAGGGUGUUGCCUAAACAGUACAGGAAACUCAAACCCGAUAUGCUGGAAACUCUAAUGUGUACAAAUAAUUGGCUCCGGAACGAGAUGGAAGGUGACAGUCUGAAUGCUGAUUCAGGAUCUGUUUGUUCAACUCGAGAUGGAGAUGAUUCAGAUUGGGAGACUCAGGGUGCUUGAUCUCGGAGGAAAGGUGUGGAGGAAAGCAAGAAACAAGGCAAUGGUGAGAAAUUGAAGAGCCACGACCCAUGGGGGAGUGUUUCCAACGUUGUACCUAUGACUAAUGUUGAUGCAAAAGAUUAUCUGUUAGGUUCAUUCGAACUCAAUACUUUUACUAUACCGACUAGUUUAACCUUCGUCCUUGAAUCGGAUUCCCGUAUCGGUCUAGGACGAUAAUGUGUGAAUGAGGGUGCCUUCAUUAACCAAAGUUAUUUUAUUUUAUAAUAUUUUGUUGCCCGUA
Messenger RNA from Punica granatum (pomegranate), 2684 nucleotides. NCBI's taxonomy places the organism in Eukaryota, Viridiplantae, Streptophyta, Magnoliopsida, Myrtales, Lythraceae. The record is from RefSeq and is a predicted model, not a curated record.